GGAACAACUGAAGAGGGGGGUUGUGGUUGCCGUGUGUGAAGAUUGUUUACAUUAGUUGUUCACCAAAGUGAGAUUAUUGGCAAGGCGAGACAGGCAUCCAAACGAAGACAUGGACUCGUCUGUCGAGAUGGCAGAGCGGGUUCCUGAACUCUACAAAACUCCUCCUUCCUCAGAAGAAGAGGAGGAUCCAGACCCAGCUGCCGGCCUUUUCUCUUAUGGUGAGGACGUUCAGACGUGGGCUCACCGUUGCGUAAUGAAGUGCAAAGAAACGCUGGAUGACCUUGAAUCUGUUCUGGCGGCAUGGUACCAGCUACCUCCCAAUGUGAAGCUCAGAGUGAGUCACUCUCUGAAGGUUGCCACUUUCUGGUGGCACAUCUUACUCAGACCAGAUGAAACGCAUGCCACCACAAUAUGGGCCAUCGUCACAGGAUUUUUGGACUCAAAUCCUGGAGGAGAUCUCAGCCUGGCUGCGCUGGAGCGCAUUGAGAUUCUGGAGUGCCUUCUGAACGCCAUGCAGAAGGGAUGGUUAAAUGACAAGCUUACAAAGCAGCUAAUACCGAUGAGUGCCUGUUUCCAGUUGUCGGAUGGCGAUCUAACCGAUGAGGCGUUGGCAUGGUUGCUGAACACGGGAGAGCCCAGCAUUUUGCUGAAACUUCAGAUGCUGGGACCCCGAUACGUCUACUCUGAAGUCAUCAGAUUCGUCUUUGGGAAAUUUUCCCCCCUCUCUACCGAGGCUGUCGCUGGUCAAAGUAUCCUGCUGAAGUUGAAGGAGGAGUAUAGCCUUGAGCCAGACCCUUGGUCGAAAGAGAAAAGUGAAGAUAUGAAAAACAAGGGAAAUGAGCAGUUUCGAAAAAACAAAUUCCAAGUGGCGUUGAAGUGGUACACAAAAGCCAUCAAAUAUCAUCCAACUAAUCAUGUCCUCUAUGGGAAUAGGGCUCUUUCCCUUAUACGUAUCGGAAAGUAUUUAAAAGCUGUUGGAGAUGGGAAGCGUGCCAUUGUUUUAAAACCAGAUUGGGCUAAGGGUCACUAUCGUUUUUGUGAGGCCCUGUUUCUCAUGGAGCAACGCAAGAAGGCUGUCAAGUCCAAUGAGAGGGCGCACACCCUUUGUAAGGCAGACUCAGAAGGUCUCAAGGAGCUGGAACGACAGAGAGUCAAGUUUCUGGAGGAAAUCGAAGAAGCGCAACAGAAGGCAGACAGGUCGAAGAAACUUACAAAUUUAAAAAGUCCAAAUAAACGACCUCAUGGUACGAUGGCAAAAGGUGCUGAGCCGCAGUGUGAUCUGCACCAACGGAGUGCCUCUCCCAAAACAAAGAGUGACAUAAGCCCAAAGAAAGAGGAACCAAAACCUCUCUCAGGUUAUCCGCUAUUUCGUAUCGUUGCUGAAUAUGGAAUGGAUGGCUCAGAUGAGGAGGAGGUCAAGCCAACCAAACCAGCUAACAAAAGGGAAACGAAGCCGAAGAGAGAAGAGAAGAAGAGUCACGGAGCUGAAGCGACUCCUCAGAGUCAGGAAAAGGCGAAACCCGAAGCAAAACCCAAAAGCAAAUCCUCACAAGCAAAGAAGGCUCAAUUGCCAAAAGGUGAGAAUGAUGUGAAGACGCAGCUGUCCAGCACCAUUUCAGACGCUCACGUGGCCUUGAAUGACCACCACUGGGUCAAUGCCAAACAAGCCUUCCUCCAAGCCCUCGACAUGCUGGACUCCUCACCCCCACAGAAGCUAAGCGUAUCUAGCGGUGACAAACUGCUCCUCAUGUAUGGAUAUGCCUUGGCUCUCAUAGAGAUCGGGCAACCACAGGAGCUGGCUGAGGCUUCCAAGCAGUUUGGGCAAAUCCAGUUGAGCUGUGAUGAGAAGUUUGAAAGCUUGGUUUACUUCGGAGUGGGACGAGUUCUGCUGAAGGAGAACAGGUUUCCAGAGGCUCUCCAACAGUUUUCUGAAGCACUGCAGGCAGUGGAGAAGACGAUAACCUCUGAAGAGCUGAUCUGGCCCACCACAAAAGUGCCUGUGAAAGAAGCCCAGAAGAAAUAUUUAACAGACUUUCUGGAGACGUCCAUGGAGAUCUGCAGAUUCCCACCUCCUCCAGACGCUGUGUGCAGACAUAAGAUAUUUCAGGACCAUGUGAAGAAAGAGAUUUACUUCACAGACCCGGGCUUCAAGGGAUUUCAUCGUCUGGUGUGCGAUCAGAGAUGUGCUGUGGAAUUCCACACGAGUUGCUGGAAGAAAUUUAAGACUGUCACAUUCCCCGACAAAACGGAUAAGGAUUUCAUACAGAACUCUUGCUUCACCCCUGACUGUACUGGGAAGAUUUGUCAUGUUGUGAUUGUUGGUGCAAAUGGACGUAUGAAAUGUGAGUUUGAGACAACCACCCCUCUGAAGCAGACUUCGGAGAAACCAAAAAUAAAGCAGCAACCACCAACUCCAAGCAAGUCCAUGAAAAUUAAAGAGGAAAGAAAAUUCAAGCCCACCAGACUUCUACAGGAUUCUGAGUCCGUUCGAAACCAGUUGAGCCCGAAGCAGAGCAUCAACAUUUUAGCAGGCGGGGAUAAAGUUCAAGCCUGGGUGGAUGAAGAUUUCGUCUUGCGUCAGCUCGGGGAGAUGAGGAAUUGUUUUGCGGACCAGCCGCGGGGGGUGUCUACUGCCAUGACGGCUCUGAAGCCGUGGAUGGAGUCGGACUCUGCCAAGGGCCUGGAGCGUCCUGCGCUGCUGACCGGCAGUGGCGAGGAGCCAGCUGACCUGAGCGGCGUGGUGGACAUUGUCCUGCAGAGGAAGAGCCGAGUGUGGGCGCGCAUCUUUGUCCACGAGCUCAGCGACUUUUCUUACAUCACACCCAAGCUCCUGGAGUGGGCCCAGCAUCUGAACGCUCAAGGUUUGAAAGUGGCCCAGGCGUUUAUCGAGCGCUACGCGGAGCCUCUGGAGGAGCUGGACCUGAAUCCCCUGCUGGCCUUCCCCCCGGUGCAGGACGCCCUGGUCCAGCGCUUCGGGACCAUGCCGGACUCCUUCUUCAGCGGAAACGGGUUAACUGUUACGGAGUACCUCAGGCAAGCCUCGCCGCACGACAUGCGAUUGUUUAUCUGGACCCUCGAGGAGAACAGAGAGUUGUAUCCCUCGUGCCACAUGGUGCUGGAUGACUAUUUUGCAACAGAUUGUAGUUAUUUGGUGAUCAAAAAGACUGAAAAUGAAAAUUCUGCUAAUCAGCACCUGAAGAAGAGUAAGAACAAAAGAAAAAAAGGCAAAGAGUCUAAGACCGAGUUUUUCUUGUCUGGAAUGGGCACCGGAGCGGUGAGAGAGGAAAGAGAAGACGAAUUUCUUUAUGAUGAGGAUUCAUUCAUGCUACUUGACAGCUUGGAUCCGUUCUGCAUUCCUGAACACCUUCGGGACCAAGUUGCAGAGUUUGAAGAGGAAGUGGGCGCCGGAGAUGGUUACUACGUCACUCCAGACCCGGCCCGUCAGAUUUUGUAUGAUUAUUUUGUUCAGGUUCUUGACGAGCACGGACCAUUGAAGAUUGACGAUCCAUUGCUUGUGGGAGAACUGGAGAACUUUCCAGAGGACCCGCGCAGAACAAUUAAAGAGUCAGGUGGACUGAAACCUUUUCUUUUGCAGUCGUUGAGAUUCGUCAUGAAGGACGACGUUGUUGGUUUGAUGAAACACGUCGGGAUACUCAGCAAUGUGGCCGCAAAAUACUCCGACAGCCCGUCUUACUGCCCUUUUGAGGACGUUGAUGAAGACGAUGGGACAUGUCUGAACCCAUGUGCAGACGAAUUUUACCCGAACGGGGGUGAGGAGGCUUUUAUGAACGCUAAAGCCAUUUCCAGGAUUCACAACAUGGCUGGGAUAGAGGAUUGGUCGGAUUGCUACUUAAAACACGACCCGGAUCUCGGCAGCGUGCCAUUUGCGAGACCUAUUCAUACAUGCUUGGCUUCCAUUCGUUCUCAGGAUUCGUGUUCAAAGGCUCAGAACAAAGCUGGGAUCGAAGACUGGUCAGAUUGCUUCUUAAAACAUAACCAGGAUUCCGGCAGCAUUCUGUUUGCGAGACCUAUGCAUGCGUGCAUGGGCGCUACCAAUAAUCAAUCUUCGUCUUCUCAAAUGCCAAAGAUUUCACAUCCACCCGGCUGCUCAAGUGAAAAUGUUUUAUCAGGGAAACGUUUGGAAAUGUUUGGGACCAAGGUUGCUUCCCCCUCUAAGAAACAAAAGGAUACAGGUUCACCAUCAAAAUCGGCACAUCAUGUAAAAUCAGGAGGAGCUUUUCCUGGAGGAAACGAUGGUGGGAAUACUUCAAGCCCACCACAUGAGGUAAUGGAUAUCUGUGAACAACAGGGUGUUGCUAAAAAGUCAUUCAGUGUUGCUGUUAAUACUGAAGCAUGCGAGAUCAUUGAAAACAUGAAAGGUGAUAUGAUGAAAAAGGAGAAAACGAAUUUGGAGUUUAAAAAUAAAAUACCACAAUUGAGGAAGGCUCUCGAUGACGCCAAUAAAAAGAGAGAAGAAGAGUCGGCUCAGCAUGAAGAAACUCAUCAAGAAAUUUGUCAGAAAUUAGAGGUCAUCAAUAAGGACCUCUCUGCAUUUCAGCAGAAGGUUGACGAGGAGAUGAAAAUGUAUCAGCCAGAGAAGAAGGAGAAUCAGGAAACACUCAAAGCUUUGAAGGAGCAAAUAAGCACUGCAACAGCAGCAAACGACAGUGUUGCGAAUGACAUCAUCGAGCAAAGUGAAAAGUAUGACACAAGACACACCCACCUCUCUACCGCCAGAAACCAAUUGGUGGCAGAGAAGUCCAGUUUGAAGGGUGAGGUGGACCGGUACAGGCCGUUUGCGGCGCGGUCCAGCCAGCGCUGUCAGCAGGCCUGGGUCCUGAUGCUGGAGAGCCAGCAGACACAGGGCCUCAGGGGCCUGAAGAGGUGCGUCUACCGGGGGAAAUCCAUCCUCAGGCGCAUCUCCGAACUCACUUCCAGGUACCCUGCUUCAGGUCUUGAAAGGCUCAUUGACUCGUGGAAAACCUACACGCACGACGCAGAGCAGAAAAUUGCCCAAACUCAGACUCAGUUCAGAGAGCUGAUUGAAAUGGUGAAAAAUGGGAGCUCUCUAAGCAGCCUACCUCAGCUGCCUGUGCCCACCUGUCCCCCCACCCCACCUGAACCGAUUUUGGACCCUCAAAUACCAGCACAGCGUUUUGGACCAAGACCAGGCAUCUCGCAGCCCCUAAAUCCCCAGAUGCCGUUCCCCUUCCCGAUUCACAACUCUCUUCAGCUGCUUGACACGUUGGACUUCUCAGAGGACCAACGCUCAACGGGUCCGAGUGAGUCCUCUAGGCACCAGGCGAGUUCCCAUCAAGCACCAGGCUCCCCCAUCAGGCCCAUCGCCAGGCCCACUCCAUCACAUUCACACACGCUCACAAACACACCAGCAGCUGCUGUCUCAAGGCCUACCAACAGCUCAGCAGAGGAUCUUCACCCAGCUGUGGGCCAGUCCGGUGUGUUUGGGGCCCAGUCAGCUGUGGGCCAGAGGGCCCCUGGACCUCACCCAUCCGCCAGGCAGCCUGGAGGGGCUCAGGCUCAGGCUCAGGCCCAAGCUCAGGCUCCUGUGUGGCAGUGUGAAGCGGCGCAAAGACAGGCCAUACGCAUGCCCAGAGCGUUGAAUGUAGAGGAUCCAUGUAUAAUUUGUCAUGAAGAGGUGAAGCCUGAGACCAUGUGUGUGCUGGAGUGUCGACAUGCAUUUCACAAUGAGUGCAUCCGAUCAUGGCUGAACACACAGAGUACGUGUCCUACCUGCAGAAAACAUGUUCUGCAAGUGGACGAGUUCCCUGGGCUUCCUGUCCGACCGGACCGACCCAACGAGUAGCCUAUCGCACCAUUCCAUGACGCUGGACAUGCGUUUCCCUUAAACCACAAACUGGACCACUGUUUACCUUUUUGUUUUAAAGAAUGUGUAUGUAUGUUGCUGUAACACUUCAUCAUUCCUGCUGUCUAUGCAAAAACCAAUUCCUUGCCUUGACUCUUUUUUUUUAUUGUUUAAAUUUGUUUUAAUAGGUUCUUGAUUUUGUUUUGUUUUUUUAAUUGUACGUUUUUCCACAAACGCAUGCAAUCAUUCCAAUAAUUUAAUCAGUUUCACUGGCGCACAGGGUUUACCUCAAAAGCAAAAAAAGAAUUAAAUCAUUCCCAGGUGAUGGAAAAGGUUUUUUUUUCCCUUUUGUGUUUACUUGAGUGAGGAAGACGUGCCUGUUACUUGCUGGUAUUUUUCAUAUUGUUACACGGUUCACAUUUGGUCAGCUUGCUUGCUGAAAAUAAACUUAACGUUUUAAAAAAGA
Messenger RNA from Engraulis encrasicolus (European anchovy), 6290 nucleotides. RefSeq names its product tetratricopeptide repeat domain 3 (gene ttc3). The transcript is spliced from 45 exons. The record is from RefSeq and is a predicted model, not a curated record. Bases 110 to 5824 code for a protein of 1904 amino acids. Gene Ontology annotation, molecular function: protein binding. Lineage: Eukaryota; Metazoa; Chordata; Actinopteri; Clupeiformes; Engraulidae.